Molecule: messenger RNA, 5697 nt
Organism: Haemorhous mexicanus (house finch)
Lineage: Eukaryota; Metazoa; Chordata; Aves; Passeriformes; Fringillidae
Gene: MYRIP
Product: myosin VIIA and Rab interacting protein
Exons: 18
Coding region: 257-2977 (906 amino acids)
Biological process (GO): intracellular protein transport
Cellular component (GO): cortical actin cytoskeleton
Molecular function (GO): actin binding; small GTPase binding; myosin binding
Source: RefSeq, a predicted model, not a curated record
CUCUCGCCUUGCACCGGCCGGUGCGGAGCGGGACCGGGGCACCUGUGCCCGGCGGCUCCGCGCAGGUGGUGGCCGGGGGCCGGCGCGGGGCGGCCGCAGACCCCGCCGUGCAUGAGCGACGGGGCGCAGCCGCCGGCGGUGGCUCUGCCCGUGCCCCAGAGUGAGGCGCUUCCCGCCCGCCUGCCAUUGUGGUGCAGCCCUCGCACUUGGCCGGGGAUAUUCCUUAUAGUUAUUCAUAUCCAGGGCCCAGUGUAUAAUGGGGAGAAAACUGGACCUUUCUGGCUUGACUGAUGAAGAAGCAGAGCAUGUGCUCCAGGUGGUUCAGCGAGAUUUCAGCCUUCGUAAGAAAGAAGAGGAAAGGCUGAGUGAAAUGAAGCAGAAGUUGGAUGAAGAGGGUAACAAGUGCAGCAUCCUUUCCAAGCAGCAGAAGUUCAAUGAGCACUGCUGCAUUCGCUGCUGUUCUCCUUUCACAUUUCUUAUCAACAGCAAGCGACAGUGCCAGGACUGCAAGUACAACAUCUGCAAGAGCUGCAGCACUUACCAGAAGAAGGAGAAGGCUUGGAUUUGCAGUGUCUGUCAGCAAGCAAGGCUCUUAAGGACCCAGUCUCUGGAUUGGUACUAUAAUAAUGUUAAAAGCCGCUUUAAGUGUUUUGGGAGUGCCAAGGUCCUGAAGAACUUAUACAGGAAGCAUAGACUGGAGAGUGGACUUUGUCCUGAUACAAUAGCAGAAGGAAGUUUGUAUGAAGGAAGCUUUGAGAAUGAAGGAAGCAUUUGUGGCAGUGACUCUACCUUCUACCAACAGACAGAAGGACACAGCAUGAUGGAUACCCUUGCUGUGGCCUUACGUGUUGCAGAGGAAGCAGUGGAAGAAGCUAUUUCUAAGGCAGAGACCUACAGUGACAGCCUGGACAAGCAGAAUGAAGCUUGUUACUUGCAGGAGCACAAGGAGGACCUCAUAGAAGAGCUGGCCACAACCAUUGUGCAGAAGAUUAUAAAGAAGCAGAAAAGCAAAUCCGAGCAGGCGGAGGCUGACUUGGAAUGGCCGCCGUCGCGGAGCAGCGGCCUGGCGUCCGGCGCCGUCUCAGACCAGAGCAUGCUGACGUUCCCAGGGAGCCGCAGGGGCUCCUACACCUUGUGGAGGUCUCAGUCUGCAUUCUCCCUGGCUAGUGAAGAUAUGGCCAGUAAAGGACAAGACCCUGCAUCAUCUGUGGCCGAGGCUCUUGGGAGGCAGCAAAAGGGACAGCCCAGGAAGCAGAAGGAACGCAAGCGCUCUGCUUUACCCAGCUGGAAGAGUGUAGACAGGCUAAAUGAAACAAGUGACCAAGCGCUGGAGCAGGUUGCCCAGAGAUGCUGUGGAGUCCCCUUCUCUGAAGAUAUUCAAGAACCUGGAUGCAAUCCUGUGCCAUGUGCAGGUCCGCCUUCUGUUUUCCAAAGCACCGAUGGAAACUGGGUGGCUUUGCAGAAUGUCACCCUGCCUCGUCCUCGAAUGCUCGCCAAACCAAAGAGUCAGGUGUUCAAAGCUUUGGAGAACGAGUCCAGCAUCGUGUCUGCCUAUGAUGAGAUGGGCUCGGACAGCGAGGAUGACUAUGACUGGAACGUGGCCUUGAACAAGCUGCGGCGGAGACCCCGGCAAUUGCCAGAUGACUUCUAUUACUCCAACUCCCAGUAUGGCACUGAGUGGGUUUAUGGCAAUGAUCAGUAUCAGGCAGUGACCUCCCCCUCCUCUGGGUUAUACACCAACACUGAGACACUGUUCUCCGAUUCGGAAACAUCUUCAGUAAACUCUUCCCAGGAAGCUAAAGGACCUAGCAAACUUCUCUGGUUGCAAAGCAGAACUCAAAGUGAUAUGCCCAGGAUGGAAAAGAAGCACUUCCAUGGAGAGCUAGAUGUAAAUUUCAAUCCACAGGCAACUAGCUUGGAGUAUUCAGACAGCAGUGAGACUGAAGGAGUCCAUUAUGAUUUAGAAAAGAGAUCAAGAAGGUGGAAGAAGAACAAAGCUGUUUCUGAAGACUUGUGUGAAGAAAAGAAUCAGGCAAAAGCCAACAAGAUGAAUUUAAGUCAGGAUUUUGAUGAUUUAUCAGAAACAGAUAUAAGCAAUGAGGAUCAGCACCAUGAUGUCAAGCCUGAACUUAUGGAGGAUGAGCUUAAAUCCAGGUUAUUUCAGCUUGCUGCUAAAAUGAGUGACAAGGAAACAUCAUCUGGUGAAGAACAAGAGUCAGAACCUGGAGUAGAUCUGGAAAACCAGAAGGAGAGUUUGUCCUCGGAGGAAAAUGGCAGAAGUAUCCAGGAAGAGUUAAAGAAGAAGUACUCUGCUGUCUCUCUCUGCAACAUAUCUACAGAAGUCCUGAAAGUCAUCAAUGCCACUGAAGAACUGAUCGCAGAAUCCACCAAUCCCUGCAACUUCCCAGACAACAUUCAGGACAGAGGGAGAGGAGCCCUCCCGCUGGGCACAGAUCCUGUCAGACUCGAUGAGCAGCUCACCACACUGGAAGAAAAUGUGUACCUGACAGCCAGCACGGUGUAUGGGCUGGAGGGGCAGCUGACCAACCUGGAAGAUGCCGCACGCAAGAUCAACAGUGUUACUGAGGAAUCUGAGCUGGCUGAUCUGGAGGAUCAGGUGGCCACAGCAGCUGCCCAGGUUCAUCAUGCAGAGCUUCAGAUUUCAGAUAUUGAGAGCAGAAUAUCAGCUCUCACUGUUGCAGGCUUGAACGUGGCUCCCUGUGUUCGCCUGACAAGGAAACGGGAUCAAAAGCAAACAAACCAGAUGCACACAAUAGACACAUCAAGACAGCAGAGGAGAAAACUUCCAGCUCCACCAAUAAAAGGUGAAAAAAUAGAUGGCUCUCCAGUUACCACUGUCAGAACGUUUAACAGAAACUUCAUGCUUCAAGGAUCUCUAACACAAAGAACUAAAGAAAGGAAAAGCACUGCCAAGGACUUAAUGGAACCUGCUAUAGGAUCUGCUGUGAUGUACUAAACUUACUCUUCCCUACUGCCAAUAACACACUGCCUAAGGCUGUACACUAGAGUGCCUUUUCUUAACAGCCAUUGUGUAUGUCCAGCUGAAAAUGGACCCUCAAGAACCCACAGAGCCUCAGCUAUAGGGCUUCAUUUGGAUACCUCACUGAGAAAGCUGUCCAAGUCUUCAGCAUUGUGGUCCGCUACAGGAAACUCUGCCUUAAAGUUCUCAGAGGACUCUAGACAGGAUGCUAUGUUUCAAAAGCAAGGCUCCACAUUUUAAGAUGCACUUUUUCUCCCUAUCGAUUGUACUAAAGUAUGUAGUCUUUAAACUGCAGUAUGUUUUUGUACACUCAAUCAGUCAUAAUUAUAGGCCAAUUAAUCUGCCAAAGCAGACCUGUGAUCCAUAUUUGCUGGCCUCUUACUAUUCAUGUGGGCAUCUGUCUUGUCGAGCAAUAAGAACAACUCUGUGCAGUGUGUGCUGCUUUUCAGCUGCGUGGAGGGAGAGGAGAAUUUGUGUGCCUCACUCUGCUCCCAGGGAGUCAGUGGAAGUCUUGGGAGGGUUGGUAGGAGGAGGAAGACUUCUCUGUUCUCUGAGAGUACAUCUCGCAGAUUGUAUGUACCAGCUCCAGAGCUAGGGAUAUUGCUCUAGGCAGCAGGGGUGUCAUGCUGAACCAGGAACUGGUGGCCACACAUGUGGACCAGAUGUCUGCUGAGUUGGGAUCCCAGUGUCUGGAAACAUCUGAACACUGUUAAACCAACACCUUCAUAUAUGUCUUGUUCUUGGCAGCAUUGUCCUCUUGGUGGUGGCCAACCGUGCUGUAGUUCAGAAUAAAUUGUGUACAAACCUUUAAGACUGGAAAAAAGAGGUGAAAGUGUUGGGGAUGAGAUCUCUGCUGACUGACUGGUGGUUGUGGGGUGGCUGCAGCUUGCAAGAGAUUCCUUUCUGAUAUUCACUGGUGUUUCUGAGAAGGAGGCAAAUGUAGCCUAGACAUCAGUCCCUAUACUAGUCUGGAGCCACCAGAGAGUAGCUGGGGCCUUUUGCUGGUGCCACAGAGACUCCACUAUUACUGGACCACUCUGAAUUGGAUUGUGAAUAGUAAUAUUCUUUCUUUCAUUUCUUGAGACCCUUAACAGGUGAGUCAAACUAGAAGGCCCUUUGGCAGAUGCCCAAGGAGGGAGGAUGCUGCUUACAGGGUGUCCCUCUCACCCUUUUGUGGGAGAACAUUGCCAAUUUGUGGGUUUUUUUGCUCUGAAGAAUACAAAGAAGGUAGUCAGAGGAGGUGAUAAGCCAGUGAAUCCCUUACCUUCCACACCAGUUGCAGAGCAGGUACCCAAGUGCAGAUGAGGUUGAUGUGAAAUGUGCUAUGAAGGAAAGCAUGGGCUGGCAAGUUCCCCUCAGCAUUAAGGAGUGGUGAGCUCUCCCAAGAGCUGUGGGAAGGAGGAGAGUUCCUUCAUUCCCUGGGCUCCCAGUGAACACCCAGGAGCAGAGCACUACGUUACCUGCCAUGCAGCAGGAAAGCAGUUCUGGGACACCAGGCCAUGAAAUGUCUGUGGCUAGGCAAAUAGCAGCAAAACUGGGCAAAUUUCCUGAUUGGAUGGAUUUCAGGGGGUGAGUGGGGAAGACAAGGAAUGGCUGGAUGGGUUGAUUGGAAAGACAGUGCCAGUUGCAAAUCUGCCAUCCACAUUUGACAUCUAGCUUGUCAGUACUCUGGUGUCCAGCUGCAUGUAAGGAACCCUUGGAAUAAAUACAACCAUCUUCCCACUUACAAUACAUAAGUGUGACUCCAUUCCUUCAAGGAAUUUUCAUCUGCCCAAGAUCUGACCCAAUGUCCUCAUUCUGGGUGAAAUUAGGCCUUCUUUUACUCUCACACUAGUUCUCUGAAAUUGGUUUGCACAGAUGUGAGGGAAGAAUUUGGCCCACUCUGUUUAAUAUAUAAAUAUAUAUAUAAAACAAAUAGAUUUUAUUUAUAUAUGCAAUCCAGUAAAGGAAAUUAAACAGAGUAGGAUGCCUAGUAAUUUUUUUGUUUUUCAGUCUCCUCCUCCAUUGACUGUUCUUGUGUAUGUAUACAAUACAUUCCCAGGUUCUGGUUUAUGCAGGUAUGCGUGUUAUGAAAUGUCUUUAAUGGUGGUUGGUCUGCAUAUUCGUCUAAUAAAUAAUAACUAAUAUUGUGUAUGUAAUAUUAAUACAGAAAUGACUAAUUUUAAUAGAAUAACUCUCUGGCUUUUGUUCUGUUAGUGUGAUUUAAACAAGCCAACAAAGUUUGGAGUAGGUUGUUUUCCUUAAGAGGCAUGAAACGCAACUAUUAUCGUGUUACAAUGUUAAAAUAUUCAGUCUUCUUUGACAGACAAAUGUGUACUGUGUAGGCAUUGCAAAAAAAAAAAAAAACCUUAAAAAAAAAUUCCACUUGCUCUAAGCAUUUGAAUUUUUACAAAUGUUUAUCGUGCCAAAUACGUGCAAAGAUAUAAUUUACUGUUUUAAAAAAAUCAUAAAAGCAUAUGUUAUAGCACACAAAGAAUUAUUUUGUCAUCAGGUGAUUUCAAUCUUUAGUGUUAAUAUUUAUAUUUAGAUUAAUUUUUAUAAAUGAAAAUAUUUUAAUGGGUAAAAUGAAGACUAUAUGACCUAUUUGAUUAAGUCUGAGUGAAUAUUAAGCUUGCCUUGUUGUUGUUAUCUGCAUACUCAUCAAGAAUUACUGUCAAGAGAAAUUAUAAAAGAGUAAAAGCAAUUUAUGAAAAUAA